This is a messenger RNA of Clonostachys rhizophaga, 231 nucleotides long. The record is from the annotation of a GenBank genome assembly. NCBI's taxonomy places the organism in Eukaryota, Fungi, Ascomycota, Sordariomycetes, Hypocreales, Bionectriaceae.
AUGUUCGCCAAAUACCCCAUCAUUCUUCUCGCGUGCGUUGCGAGUGUCCUUGCCGCACCCGCCACUGAGGCUGGUCAGGUUGCCAGCGAUCAGACGCCAGCUGGUGUGGACAACGUUCUAGACCAGCGCAACGCGGCCAACGGCUGCAGGGACAACGGCGACCAUUGCAAGUUCAACUUCGAAUGUUGCUCUCGCCACUGUGGGUACACUGCUGGCUUCAAAUGCAACUAA